GGAGCGGGGAAAUGUCCCCCCGCCGACGACCCGCCCUGGAGACGGCGGCCGACCCGGAGCGCGCUGAGGCGAAGCGGCCAUGGCUCUCCUCCGGCUGGCCCAGUUCGCCGCCUGCUGCUGCUGGGCGGCGUUGCACGCAAGAGGGGCCAUCGCGGAGCUCCCCGCGGGCCCGGGCGCGGCCUCGGAGGAGUCGGGAGCCGCCACUGCGGCCAGCUUCUUUCAGCCGGCGCAACUGCACGCCAGGUUGGCGGUGGCGGCGGUGGCGGCCGCGCCCUCCUUCCGCGGGCCCGGGAACCGCGACCGGCGCGCCAACCGGGAGCUGCCCAUCCUGCUGUGGUGGAGCGGCGGCCUCUUUCCGCACUUCCCCGGCGAGACGGCGCGCAUCGACUGCGCGCGGGGCUCCUGCCUGGCCACCAAGGACCGCCGCGUGCGCGCCCACCGGCGGACGCGGGCACUCCUCUUCUACGGCACGGACUUCCGGGCCUACGAGGCCCCGCUGCCGCGGCUGCCCCACCAGACCUGGGCCCUCUUCCACGAGGAGUCGCCCAUGAACAACUACCUGCUCUCGCACGGCGCCGGUAUCCGCCUUUUCAACCACACCGCCACCUUCCGCCGCGAGUCCGACUUCCCGCUCAGCCUCCAGUGGCUGCCCGACCUGGCCUACCUGCGCCGCCCGCCGCCGCGCGGCCUGCCCGAGAAGGACCGCCUGCGCAGGCAGGGGCUGGCCCCGCUGCUCUACCUGCAGUCGCACUGCGACGUCCCCUCCGACCGCGACCGAUACGUGCGGGAGCUCAUGAAGCACAUUCAGGUGGAUUCUUAUGGUAGCUGCCUGAACAACCGAAAGCUUCCCAAUAUGAGACUGAUGGACACUUCCACAGCCACUACAGAGGACUCUGAAUUCAUGAAUUUUAUUUCAAAAUACAAGUUUCACCUGGCUAUGGAGAAUGCCAUAUGCCAUGAUUAUAUGACAGAGAAACUUUGGAGGCCAAUGCAUGUGGGGGCAAUCCCUGUAUAUCGAGGUUCACCAUCUGUACGAGACUGGAUGCCCAAUGAUCAUUCCAUUAUUCUCAUUGAUGACUUUGGAAGCCCUAAAGAACUUGCAGAAUAUAUUGAUUUUUUGGACAGGAAUUCAGAUGAAUACUUGAAAUAUCUAAAGUACAAGAGUCCAGGUGGCAUUACAAACCAGUUCUUGCUCGAGAACAUGAGGAAGCGUGAAUGGGGAGUGAAUGACAUGACUCUCCCUAAUUAUCUGAAUGGAUUUGAGUGCUUUGUCUGUGACAGAGAAAAUGCAAGACUUAAUGCUGAGAGGGACCACAAAAAAACUCAUGGGAAAUUGCUAGCUCUGGAAGUUCAUAUAGCCCAGACCGCUCACAUGGGAUGUCCUUCACCAGCACCCAGCUAUGGCAAUAUUGAAGACAUUCCUGAUGGAGACAGCUGGAAAGAAAUGUGGCUUCAAGAUUACUGGCAGAGUCUUGAUCAAGGGGAAGCUCUCACAGCUAUGAUUCAUCACAAUGAAUCUCAUCCAGGGAGAUUUUGGGAUUAUAUGCACAAAAUCUUCAUGAAAAGAACUCAGCAUAACUGACCAAUAAGGAUUCUCUCAAGUUAUAUGAACAAUGGGCAGGAUAUGCACUCUUACCAGAACCAAGCUUGCCUUACGUGACAGCUGAAUGCAGGCAGAUACUACACGUACCUUUCAGGAAUUAGACAGUAACAGUUUUGCUGAAAUACUUUAAUUGAUUAGAAUUAAACCUAAUCAGUUAUUUUUUAUAAAAUAUAUUUUUUAAAAAGUGACUAUUUCCACAAUUCAUUGUAUAGCCUUUUUAAUUCUGUAAAUAAAAGUCCCUUCAUAUGUACUGAGAA
Messenger RNA from Candoia aspera, 1860 nucleotides. RefSeq names its product fucosyltransferase 11 (gene POFUT4). The transcript has 3 exons. Lineage: Eukaryota; Metazoa; Chordata; Lepidosauria; Squamata; Candoiidae. Gene Ontology annotation, cellular component: Golgi membrane. Bases 80 to 1582 code for a protein of 500 amino acids. Gene Ontology annotation, molecular function: alpha-(1->3)-fucosyltransferase activity. The record is from RefSeq and is a predicted model, not a curated record.